This is a messenger RNA of Penicillium nucicola, 1659 nucleotides long. RefSeq names its product ankyrin repeat domain-containing protein. The record is from RefSeq and is a predicted model, not a curated record. Bases 1 to 1659 code for a protein of 552 amino acids. NCBI's taxonomy places the organism in Eukaryota, Fungi, Ascomycota, Eurotiomycetes, Eurotiales, Aspergillaceae. Gene Ontology annotation, molecular function: protein binding. The transcript has a single exon.
AUGAUGUUGGACGACUACCGAGCGAACGCCAACACAACCGACAGUAGAUCUCGCACACCGAUCUUUUACGCCGUUCGAACCAAGAACGAGCAAAUCAUUCGCAUACUUCUUGAAAACAAGGAAGCGGAUAUCAAUUGGCAAGAUCAACACAGACAGACUCCAUUGGUAUACGCCAUUGAAAGGAAUCUUCUGCCAACUGCAUCACUUCUACUCGAAUUUAAUCCAUAUCUGAUUCGAGUGGAUAUCAAAAAACGGUCGGCUAUUUGGUACGCUAUCGCUCGCUGCGAUGAGAGCCUGGUGCAAGCCCUUUUGAAAAGGGGUAGCGACAUUCGAACGCCAGAUUACAAAGACUUCUCGCCCAUCUGCCUGGCAGUGACGAAGAAACCCCCGAAUAUCGCCCGGCUGAUACUCCUCAAUUCAGAUCCCGAUUCAAGAAAGAUCCUACUGAAGGAUGUCGCUCUCAGAAACAGUCUGCUCCGUCGGGCUGUACAGGCAAGCCUCCAAGAUGUCAUCGCGCUACUGGUUGCCCAUGGCGCAGAUCCAAACUCUAGAAAUAGAGAUGGCCAGAGCUUGUUGCAUCAAGCCACGAAAAAUGGUGACAGGGAGGUGGUCCAACAACUGCUCACGUAUGAAGACAUAUCUAUCAAUGCAACGGACAGACGUUCCUGCACUGCCCUUCACAUCGCAGCAGAGUAUGGAUGCACGUCGGUAGCCAAGUGCCUGCUGGCCAAAUGCGGUAUAGAAUCCAGCGCAAGAGACACCUACGGUCGCACUGCCUUUCACAUCGCAGCAGAGUAUGGCAACAAGUUGAUCACAAGGCUUUUCUUAGCCUAUGGUGUUGUGGAUAUCAAUGCCCGAGAUGCUAAUGGAGCAACAGCACUCUGCUUGGCUGUAAAGGAAAAGCACACAGCUGCAGCCCUGCAGAUUCUCGCAGAAGACCAUGUAGAUCUCAAUGUGGCUGGUCAAAAUGGCUGGACAGCUCUUCACCAUGCGGUCUCAGUGGGAAGCAUACCGGUAGCUUGUGUGCUUCUCAACAACGAUCAGCUAGAUCCGAACCUUCGUGAUGAUGAAGGAUGGCCUCCUCUCACCCAUGCUGCUUCCAAUGGCGAUUUACGGAUGGUGGAGCUCCUUCUCGCGAGGACAAACAUUCAAGUGAACGUGCAUCAGGCCCCACCCCUGUUCCAUGCUGCUAAACAUGGUCAUGUGGAAGUUGUACGCCGGUUGCUCUCCUUUGAUACCAUCGAUAUUAAUCAGCAGUUUUGGAACAGCUCGCCUCUCUGCGUUGCCUCCGAGAUGGGCUACCCAGAAGUUACAAAGCUACUCCUUCGGCACACAGACACCCCCGACACUAAUCUCAAAACUUACUUGGGCGAUACUGCACUUUCUUUGGCCGCUUACCAUGGUCAUUUGGUGAUUAUACAUCUUUUACUGGAAGUAAGUGAAUUGGAUGUUGCUGCUGCUGAUAAAUUUGGAGACACGGCGUUGUGCAAAGCAGCCCGGAAUGGACACGAGCAGGCUGUCAAGCGUCUGUACAGGGACACUCGGGCAAAAUGUGCUAUUGAUGUGAAAAGGGCUGCAGCAGCAACUUCCAACUGUAGAAUUGCACUGUACCUUGAAGGACACUUGGAUGAGGAAGGCAACUUUUGCACUUGGCCUUGA